This is a messenger RNA of Rhodofomes roseus, 3288 nucleotides long. RefSeq lists its product as uncharacterized. Bases 1 to 3288 code for a protein of 1095 amino acids. The transcript has 6 exons. The record is from RefSeq and is a predicted model, not a curated record. NCBI's taxonomy places the organism in Eukaryota, Fungi, Basidiomycota, Agaricomycetes, Polyporales, Fomitopsidaceae.
AUGGCUCCCUGGGAUGAUGCACAGACCAAAAUUUUGGAAGGAUCCGUCAAGCGAUUCCGCGAGACUGCAGGGGCGAAGCGAGACGAAGUCGUUGCAGCCACCUUGGGCCUCUUGGAGCAGGUGGCGCUGGGACAACUGGAAGGUCUCACCCCAGAAGCUAGGACGACGGCUGUUCGGAAGUGGCUAGUGGAUCGUUGCUCUAUACGCAAGGAAAAGACGAAGCAAACAGGCGUCAUGAAAGGGACGAUACGGGGGUGCGACUUGUGGCUUGAUGAGCACAUGGAGGAGGUCCGAAGGGAGGCCUAUGCAGACGGUACUAGCGACCCGUUGAACAGGUUUAACCGCACGUGGUGGGACCUGUGGGGAGACGAGGAUGAAGAAGUACGAAAGGAGUAUAAAGCGAAGGGGAGGGAGCUGCGGGCCUUGGUGAAUGCUGACGGAUGUAAGAUAGCGCCCCGUGUUCUUCCUGCCCAGUCAUUGAGCAAUUCCCUGGGGGUUUUGUGCCGGAGCUUUGAGCGGAAGGCGCUAAUUGAGAACGGUGCAUAUUGCGUGGUGAUGUAUGCAGCACAGACAACAGACGAGGGCCCUGUAGUCGGAUUAAUCGACCAUCAAGGGGAGCAUGGAGUGUCGUCCAAUUUCUCCGACGGUGUCAUGAAAAACAAACUCUGGUCAUCUCUAUGGGACGAGUUCGGAGAGUGGUCGACGACCCAGCUGCAGAAAAAAGCAAUGGUGGUGGACGGGACUGGGAAAGCUGGCAAACCCAGCAAAGCCCAAAAGAAGACGGACUUCGGACCGCUUCUUUCCAUAGACGAAGAGACCGGUCUGCCACUGAUGCUCAGUGGUGACGAGCUCGACUCACUGGCCGCCAGCGGGGUUGUUCAGAAAUGGGCCGCCAUUGUGAGGGAGUUCCUUACCAGGCAGUACUUGGCUGCCAGCAAUGGAACGGUUUCGCGUAUACCCUGGAAAGCUCUACAGACUCGAGCUACGUGCCUCAGUGAGGAGAUGUGGUUGCCCGACGUCGGAUUUGCCGAUCCAUCGCAUAUGAGACGGGAGCAGAUGAUUGCCCUCUGCCGGCAUUGGAGGACUGGACAGGAUGGGCCCGACGGAGUGAAGGCGUUCCAGUUUCACAGCUUCAUCGACCGCACUGGCGACCUGACCAGUGCCAUGUAUGACGAAUAUUUCCAACAGUGGACCAACGGGAAACCAACUCGGGAGGCGGAGAGACGGCGCGACGCCCAGAGACUGCAGUUCAACGCAGAGGGGCCUGCAAGUCCCGCUUCUACGGAGGCCGCAAGCAAAGAGCAAGAUCGCAAAGCGUCAUCAAAAGCGGCUCGCAAACGGAAACCGAAAAAGAGUGCGGCAGCUACAUCCAAACCGCCCCCUAAAGCGAAGGCCCGCAAGGCUGCGUCUACAAAGGCGAAGGGCAAGAGACGGGUCACCAUUGAAGACGAGUCUUCCGAAGAAUCUCCGUCGGUCUCAGAGGAUGAGUCUGUUCCAUCAAGCGAGGUCGAAGAAAGCGACGAGAGCGGUCAGCACAGCGGGAGUGACGAGAGCGUACUUGAGAUGCCGGAGCAGGCUUUUCAGGCCGGCCAGGAGAUGCUGGUCGACUUUGCGGCCAAAUGUCCAAAAGACGUCUCCCGGGGACGGAAACGAUCACUGUUCCUGGCGUCUCUGUCCAGCGACUCGCGCUACAAGGCCGUCGUUACCGAAUACAUCCGUGCCUCCAUGGGCGGUGGAGUCUCAGCUUUCAAGCCAUCGUCCAUCACUGUUGCGCCCUGGGCCGACUGGGGGUGGACAUCACCGUCUCUUCCUGAACUUCCUCAUGCUACUGUGGAUGGCCUGUCGCGGCUUAUCCAAUUCCUUCAAACCGAGCCAUGGAAACGGAACAAUCAUGCCAGUCUCAAGCAUGUCGAGCAAGCACUCCUGGCGGUAGGCCUCGCUUUGCGUGACCUUCACAACAGCCAAUUUGCCAAUGAUCCAGACGAGCCACCGCCUGCCCAUGUCCCAGUCUACGUGCAAAACACCCUGCUAGACUUCCACAGUACAGCGGAGCAGCUGCUCGACGCAAUCCAUCCCAUUUCCCGCUUAUUAAUCCUUGACCACCCACCUUCCGGCCCUUCAGCCUCAGCUGCGCCUAACUGGACUCCGCCUUCGCCAGUCUCUCAGUCAAGAUCGGUGGAGCAGACUCCCGACCCCAUCCAGAUGUGGGACGGAGAAGACAUACCUUGCAGACCCACUCUGAAGCUGAAGCGAUUGCGCCGGGCUGCAGAUGCCCGUGCCUCAAAGGGCGAGGGCAGCUCAUCCCUCCAGCCCUCGGUGCACCUAGACCAGGCAUCGACGAUCAAACAGACGAACAUUCAGCACAGACUGCCAGAAGCGGAGCAGGCGGAAGGUAGCGGGGCAUCGGUGAUCAAACAGACGAACAUUCAGCACGAACUGCCAGAAACGGAGCAGGCGGAAGGUAGCGGGGCAUCGGUGAUCAAACAGACGAACAUUCAGCACGAACUGCCAGAAGCGGAGCAGGCGGAAGGUAGCGGGGCAUCGGUGAUCAAACAGACGAACAUUCAGCACGAACUGCCAGAAGCGGAGCAGGCGGAAGGUAGCGGGGCAUCGGUGAUCAAACAGACGAACAUUCGGCACGAACUGUCAGAGACGGUGCCUCAUGGGCUUUCUUUGGUGUCAGCGCCGAGCGAGGGUCAUACCAGACUGGGGAUCCAACAGACAAACGGAGACCGCGAUCGACUGCCAGACGAAGCGGCUGGGCCGUCUCAACCGGGCAACGUUCGCAAAGAGACGACCACACCAAGCCCACAAAUGGAGUCGCUCACCGUAGAGACGAAAGCAGCCGGAAGGACUCAGGUGGAGACGGAAGAGACGGAGUUGCCCGUGGAGACGAUCGCCGUCCCAAGCGAAGAUGCUGCCCUCAAUGAGAACCAGGGCACGAGUGGUUCGUCUCGCGACCACAAGAGACGUGCAGAAGAUAGAGACGGUAGCGAAGAAGCGACGCCCUCCAUGAAGAAGCGAAGACACGUUGAUGAGACGGAACCGCAGGCCAAAUCCUCAGCGCCGACCACUUCAUCUGAGGUAAUGCCGCCACCGCCUCUUGCGGUGCCAGCACCUCUGCCGCUGCCUCCCAUGCCUCCAGUUCAGCCUCCAGCACCCAUUCCAGUGCAGCCAGGCAUGGGAGCAUUGGCGGAGCCGUCUAGACGGUCUCAACGCCUUAGCAGAGGGGGGCAGCAAGCGCGGGAGCGUCAGAGGAAAAUCAACCUGGGGAAAUUGCACGAGUAG